Messenger RNA from Zygosaccharomyces rouxii, 237 nucleotides. RefSeq names its product 60S ribosomal protein eL38 (gene RPL38). Gene Ontology annotation, molecular function: structural constituent of ribosome. Bases 1 to 237 code for a protein of 78 amino acids. The record is from RefSeq and is a predicted model, not a curated record. Lineage: Eukaryota; Fungi; Ascomycota; Saccharomycetes; Saccharomycetales; Saccharomycetaceae. The transcript has a single exon. Gene Ontology annotation, biological process: translation; protein-RNA complex assembly. Gene Ontology annotation, cellular component: ribosome; cytosolic large ribosomal subunit.
AUGGCUAAGGAAAUCGCUGAUAUCAAACAAUUUUUGGAAUUGACCAGAAGAAACGACGUUAAAGUCGCUACCGUUAAGGUUAACAAGAAAUUGAACAAGGCUGGUAAGUCUUUCAGACAAACCAAAUUUAAGGUUAGAGGUAGCAAGAGCUUGUACACUUUGGUCGUCAAUGACGCUGGUAAGGCUAAGAAGUUGAUCCAAUCUCUACCACCAACUUUGAACGUUAACAGAUUGUAA